AUGGAGACCGCCACCUGUGCAACACCUCCCUGGAUGACACCCUGCAGCUGCCAGCACGUUCUCCUGUCGCCUCCUCUUUCCUCUCAGGCUUGGACUGUUAAUUUUGUUGCGAUGGAGACUUUGUCCCUGGAGCACCAGAUCCAGAGCGUGCAGCGACAUAUCGCCUUCCUGAAGAAGGAACAGGUGGAACUGCUCCAUGACCUGCACCUAGAGAUUCUCCGAUUGCAAAAGCACUGCACAGAUCUGACCCAUGACCUUGAGACAAAGGAACUGGAAACUCACCAGCAAGAUGACAUUGAUCGGGAACUGGAGGAGAAGUGCAAGAUCAUGGAAGCCCAGUUGCAUGAGAAGGAGAAGGAUAAUCUGGAGCUGAGGAAGGAGCUCAGACAUAAGGAGACCCUGGUGUCCGCGCUGAGAUGCAAUCUCAGGAACAAGGAGAGGAAGUUCCUUGAGGAGCUGAAGAGAAGAAGCCACCGGGUGACUAUCCUUAACACGGAGCUGCAGAAGCAGACGGAGGCUGCUGCUUAUCUCUCCUUCCAGCUGCAUGCCACCAAACAGAAACUGCAUGGCUCCCGGCAAGGUGGCAAGCCCCCCCACGACAGGCCUCCGGACAAACCAUUCCCCACGCAGCCUUCCAGUGAGACGAGGCCCAAAAAACGAAUCCACAAGUCUCACGUUCGGAGGCUGGUGACCGACUGCUCCUAUAGCAAGGGAGUCAUCAAGGACUCCUUCCAGAGGGAGAGGAUGAGCAGCUUCGAAGAGGCAGACCCCAUGCCCGACCCAGCACUUUUUUUAUACACUAAAAGGCACCACGCUCCCCAUCGUCAGAAAUUUGAGCCCAAAGCCCAGGCCCUUAACAGAGCAGGGGCUGAUCCGAGUGACAGUGCAGCUGGGGGCUCCAGCCUGCCGAGGCCCUCCUGUCUUCAUUCCCAGGAGCAAGCAGAAGGUAUGAGCACCAGGCCUUCAGCCAAACCCAAGCCCUGGAAGGGUGAGAAAGGCAAACAGCAUGGAUCCAGCCCCAGGAAUUCAAAAGGCUUGGAGUAA
Molecule: messenger RNA, 1044 nt
Organism: Emys orbicularis (European pond turtle)
Lineage: Eukaryota; Metazoa; Chordata; Testudines; Emydidae
Gene: CCDC92B
Product: coiled-coil domain containing 92B
Exons: 5
Coding region: 1-1044 (347 amino acids)
Source: RefSeq, a predicted model, not a curated record